This is a messenger RNA of Homarus americanus (American lobster), 1886 nucleotides long. It is a transcript of the gene icln, whose product is annotated as methylosome subunit pICln-like. The transcript is spliced from 5 exons. The record is from RefSeq and is a predicted model, not a curated record. Gene Ontology annotation, cellular component: pICln-Sm protein complex; spliceosomal complex; methylosome. Bases 141 to 782 code for a protein of 213 amino acids. Lineage: Eukaryota; Metazoa; Arthropoda; Malacostraca; Decapoda; Nephropidae. Gene Ontology annotation, biological process: chloride transport; spliceosomal snRNP assembly; cell volume homeostasis.
GUUCCCUCAUGUUACUUCUCUUAGUAAUUGAUCUUCCUCAACAACAAACACAGAAAGCAAAAAGGGCCGCGUGUGUCACCAUCAACUACAGCGGGGUAUACUUCCUUGAGGGAGAAGUGACAUAAGACAGCCAGGUAAAGAUGUUGCUGCCCAACCUGCCGCCUCCUGAGGAAGGUGUCCGCCAUCGUCAGUGCAACACCCAGGCCUUCAUGAAUGCUCGACCUCUAGGCUCAGGAACACUUUACAUCGCUGAGAGCAGAGUGUCGUGGGCCAAAGAUGGUGCAGACGGUGGGUUUUCUUUGGAGUAUCCUCACAUUGCCAUUCAUGCUGUGAGCCGAGAUGUAUCAAGCUUCGCCCAUCCAUGUUUGUAUCUGAUGGUUGAUGCCAAGUUAGAGGACUCUCAAGCCGUUACACCCAAUGGAGUGGAAGGAUCUGAUUCUGAGGAGGAAGACGAUGAAACAGCCAUGACGGAAGUUCGAUUCGUGCCAACAGACCAGUUCUCGUUGGAGCCCAUGUACAAAGCCCUUAAUGACUGCCAGCUUCUUCAUCCGGAUCCCGAGGAUGUGCAGUCUGAUGAAAAUGUUGGAGAAGAGGAUGACGAUGAUGAAGGGGAAUAUGAUGUGAGUGAAAAUGGUUACCAUAUGUAUGGAUCUCAUGAGACCACCCUGGAAGGAGCAGAACCCAGCUUGGUGACACCAGGCGGGAGUCAUGAAGCAAGAAACGGGGACCUGGAGGAUGAUGAAGCCAUGGAAACGGGACAGUUUGAUGAUGCAGACAUGUGAAAAGAAAGUGGAACUGAAAAUCUUUUUAGAAAAGGCCGUGAAGUCUCUGACUAUCUGUAAGUAAAAAGUUUUAAGAUAUCUAGAGAAAGUGACAAUAAAAGUCUACACCUGAUCAACAAAUAAAGAAGUGCAUUUAGUUGAAUGUAUGAUAUACGCACUAUAGAGUCUAAAACAAGUAAUUUUUUGGGGAAACUUGCUUACCAAAAUGAAAAUUUUGUCAGUUGCAUUGUGGUAGUACUGUAUAGUAAUUGACAAUAUGUACAGUAUAUAAUAACUACUAUGUAAUUAAAGUGAAGAAUAUGGCAAAGGAAUUUUAACAGUUUAUACAACAGCUACUGUAUUUUGUACAAUUGCAUAGAUAAGCUAUUUCUAGAUUAAAUAAAUAAAAUACAGUACCUGUACUGUAAUUUUGAAAUUGAUGAUAUGGAGAGUUUUGAUCAUUACUGUACAGUACUUUGAAAGUUUUUAGGUACAGGUGUGCAGUAUAUAAGAGUUAGUGCUGUAUACUUGUCCCUGUUGUUUACUUAGUUCUUCUGCUAUACAGCUUGGUGGCUUAUUUGUUACAACCUCCACAUGCUAUAAGCUCUGCAAAGUACUCAAGAUUCCUACAUAUAAUUAUUUAUUGAAAAAAUAAAAGCAGUUUGGUAAACUUGGUUAUGGUUACAGCUCUACAGUAUAUGGCUAAUUGAUUAAACAACCAAAGUUUUAUAAGUUGUUAUUAAAAUAUCUUGGUGGUUUACCUGUUUUGAUAUGUCUCUUGAUGAUGGUAUUCCUCUCACAACACAGACGACCUCAUAUUACAAAUUGUAUAAGCUAAACAGUUAGAAAACAUGGUUUGAGAUAUAUUCCUUCAAAUGCUUGGUUAAUAAGAGACUUCUGGAAAAGCUUGUGUUGGUACAGUACAGUAUUUUAGGUCCUUGUGUUCCAAAUAUUUAUAAGGUUAGUUGUGACGUUCUUGGAAUUCUUUUGGGUCUCGUGAAUCUGUGUGAAUUGUUAAUUAGAUAAUGUGUCACCUUAUCUGUGUCAAGUUAAUUGUGUUCAUUGUCAAUAUUUUUUUGCAAUUAAUAUUUUUUGACAAAAUACCAAAUAAACCAAGAUCAGUUU